This is a messenger RNA of Cebus imitator (Panamanian white-faced capuchin), 747 nucleotides long. It is a transcript of the gene PAGE3, whose product is annotated as PAGE family member 3. The coding region runs from base 315 to 656 and encodes 113 amino acids. The transcript is spliced from 5 exons. NCBI's taxonomy places the organism in Eukaryota, Metazoa, Chordata, Mammalia, Primates, Cebidae. The record is from RefSeq and is a predicted model, not a curated record.
CUUCAUUUUUUCUCGCGGACUGGAACUCAACUGGUAGGCCCUCAGAUCAGUCCUCCAGGGAAUUUAGUUGUGAGCGAAGGUGAGGGUGAGCCAGUGGGCUUGGGACAGGUCUUGUGGCACAGUCCGUGGCUUCUGAGGGAAAAGGGCUUUACAGUCAUCGUCCGGCUCCUCCUAGGUCGCGAUGCCACAUGGGCCUUUGUCGUAGUGGCUGGGCUGGGAUGAGGGAGGAAGGUAGGCCGAGGAGGGGAGGAAUUACAUGGAGAUGGGACGAGUGCUGGGCGUACUGUUGGAGUAUGUCACUUUCAGAGUGAAGUAUGAGUGGACAUCAAAGAGCAAGAUCUACAUCUAGAGAAAGAAGAGAUGAUCAAGAGUCUAACCAUCCAGUAGGGGCUGUGGUUGCCCAGGAUCUGCCCAGUGAUGACCAACCUCAACAAGAGGAACCACCAACUGAAAAUCGAGAUUAUGCACGUGGUCGAGAGAGAGAUGAGGGACCACUGGAGUUCCAAGUGCUAGGACUGGCAGCCUAUAUCCGGGAACUGAUUCGGUCGAAGACCGGGGGUGAACGUGGGGAUGGACCUGAUGUCGUGGGAGAAUUUCUGCCAAAUCUGGAGCCUGUGAAAAUACCAGAAGCAGGUGAAGGGCAACCAUCGUUUUAAAUGAAGACAAGCUGAAACCAUACAUGCAGUCUUCAUGUUGGAAACUUGAUGAUUCAAAUUCUCUCAGUAAAGUUUCCAAAUUGUCUGCAAA